Molecule: messenger RNA, 1875 nt
Organism: Acipenser ruthenus (sterlet)
Lineage: Eukaryota; Metazoa; Chordata; Actinopteri; Acipenseriformes; Acipenseridae
Exons: 2
Coding region: 153-1226 (357 amino acids)
Source: RefSeq, a predicted model, not a curated record
UCAUGCUGUGAAUGAAAGUGUCCAGGGGGUUUGCCUGGUUCAGGGUAUAAAGGAUACAGAGUAAGAGCCAGCAUCACCCAGACUCAACAAGAGAAGACUCCAAGCCAUCCAAAACCAAGAAAGAAAUCCACAGCUCCCUCGUGACUGUCACAAUGAAGUGGUCUGUGUUUCUCCUGCCGCUCUUGGGAGCGCUGCUCCUGGGCUGCCUCAGCACUGAAGAGGAGCUCUCUGGCGCCCCCUGGAGUCUCAAACAGGACCCUGCAGUGAGGGAGGCCAUCCAGGAAGAGGCUGGAAAUAACCAAGACGAACUCAGGGGCCUAUUGACUGAGGAGGCCCUCCUCCCAGACAGCGCUGACAAUGAGAAAAGGGUCAAAGACAUAAAGAAAAAAUCAGAUAAAAAUCCAGCACGAAAACAAAUAAAAAAGGUCAUAACCAAGCACAAAAAACCCAAAUAUAUUUUAACUACAAAGAUAAAGAAUAUAAUAGUAAAAAGAUUUAAGGAAGCUAAAACAAACAUCAAGACGCAAAUAGGAAAUCUUAAGAACUGGGGGACAUUUGGUAAAGAUAAUAACAUUGAAACAUAUACUGUAACCGACAAAGCACAAAAGCUUGAAUCUAUCCUAAAAGCCUUAACUUAUAUCAGACACGUGAAAACAGCUGAUAUUAUGUUAACUCUGCCCUUGCCUGGAAACACAUGCAAAGUAAAGCUUAGUCGAGGAUUUCCUACAACAAAAAAUCAAGUUUACGUGCAAACUUUCGAUACCAAUCAAAACACAGAAUCAUACACAAAGUACUGUGACCUUGUGGCGCCUCUUAAAGGCAAAAUGUCAGAUUCUAAAGUGGCUGGCAUUCUCUUGAAGAUGCUAGAGUCAGACCUAAAUACUGAUUCCUGGAAUGGGUUCUCAGCCCAACAGAGGCGCUCAGCAGUGGAGUUUUUAAUGAUUACACAGGUAGCAGAAGCCAUGGUGCCUGAUGACCUCAUGAUAAACGCCAUUCUAAAUAAUAAAGACCUUGAAAAAUUUACACCAAAAAGUGGUCGUGUCCCAGGAAUGGAUAUGUUAGCAAGAUACUUCUUAGAAUUGAUACGAAAUGAAAAGAAAAGUAACGGUGAACUGUUAACUUUUAAAAACGUGUUUGGCAAUAAGGAUAAAUCUUUGUAUAUCAUGGCAAGAACAGGGGGAACAAAUUUGGGCAGGAAAUUCAUCGAAGAAUUAAUACAAGGAUAAUUGGACCCAGGGGGAUGCCAGAGCAAGCUAAGUAAAAACAGACAACAAUCAUACAAGCUGCAUAUAAACUGCAUCUACACAAUUCAUUUUGCAUUAUGGAUCGAUAACUGUUUUUCUAAAUCAUAUUGGCAGGCUUACAGACAGUACAGUCCUAAUAUUUUCCAUAAUAAUGUCAAUCUGGGACAAACCUUAUUUCUUUAUAAAAAUAAUACAGAUAUAAUAAGCAUUAUCGCCGGAACACAGCAUCGUUGUCCCUAGUAUUGUAUCCACUAAUAUUGCUUCCAUAAAGGUCAUGCAGUUAACUUGCACACAGUCAAUGCUACCAUCCUGACCAUGCACAAAAAAAUGAACCAAAGAAAAAUACUGCCUUUUUUUACUCGUGGUAUUUUGUGUUGUAAUAAUGCUUUCUUUAAAGAAGAGACCUGCUAUUGGUACUAGAUUAGGAUCAGGCUGGGACAAUGCAUCUGUAAUACCUGCUUAUAUUUCAAGUGCAUGUACCAGUUCUGAAGUGGGACUCCCAGCUUUGUGCACUAAAGUAACUGGGACUGUACUGUGCAGAACCUGUGCUUGUAUUCUACAAUGCAGACUCUGUUUCAGCUGCAUUGGCUUGAACCCAUUAAUAAAGACGUAUCUCUGCAAUGCAUGCUCA